Messenger RNA from Serinus canaria (Common canary), 1861 nucleotides. RefSeq names its product hemojuvelin BMP co-receptor (gene HJV). The record is from RefSeq and is a predicted model, not a curated record. Gene Ontology annotation, biological process: BMP signaling pathway. Gene Ontology annotation, molecular function: coreceptor activity. The transcript has 4 exons. NCBI's taxonomy places the organism in Eukaryota, Metazoa, Chordata, Aves, Passeriformes, Fringillidae. Gene Ontology annotation, cellular component: plasma membrane. Bases 353 to 1585 code for a protein of 410 amino acids.
UGGCCGUUGUUCCGGGCUGGAGCAGAGCCCAGCUAAAUUUAGAGGGAUCGAUUUCAACCCCUCGCCUGUGCCCCGCGGGGGGAAAGGACAGAGCAAAGGUGGCCGGGGACGAGGAGCCACGGGGGGCUCCCUUCUCUGUCCCCUGGAGGGGCUCGUGGGACCCCAAAUUCAUCCAUCAGCAGGACCAUGGAGGAGCCCAGGGGGGCUGGAAUUUUCCUGGGUCGUGCCACGGGUUUCUGUGGCCGCCACUCGGGGCAGAGCUCGUGACAAGGACGCGGGGAAGGAGCUCCCUGAGGAGGCUGAUCCAGGGGAGCUGCUGGUGGGUGAGAGACCCCCCCCAAGCUCUGCAUGGAUGGGAAUGGGGAGAGCUGCCCACAGUAGGAGCUCAGGGCAGCUGGAGAACCCCGACCUCUUCCUCCGAGCGUUCCUGCUCCUCUUCCUCCUCAGGCAUGUCUCUUCCCAGUGCAAAAUCCUCCGCUGCAACUCGGAGUACGUGGCGGCCACGCUGCACCUGCGGGGGCCCGAGCGCGGCGCCGCCUUCUGCACCGCGCUGCGCUCCUACUCGCUGUGCACCCGCCGCACCGCCCGCACCUGCCGCGGCGACCUGGCCUUCCACUCGGCCGUGCACGGCAUCGAGGACCUCAUGAUCCAGAACAACUGCUCCAAGGAAGGGCCCACGGCACCGCCACGGCCACGGCCGGCGGCGCCCAACGCCGCGCACGGCUUCGAGGCGCUCGACAUCUGCGAUUACGAGAGGAGUUUCCUCUACAAGCACGGCCGGCCCCCCGGUUUCCAGCACUGCGCUGCUUUUGGGGACCCCCACAUCCGAACCUUUCACCACGAUUUCCACACCUGCCGGGUGGAGGGCUCCUGGCCGCUCUUGGACAAUGAUUACUUGUUUGUGCAAGCCACCAGUUCGCCGGUGGCCAAGGGGUCCAACGCGACGGUCACCAGCAAGCUCACCAUCAUCUUCAAAAACAUGAAGGAAUGCAUUGACCAGAAGGUCUACCAGGCCGAGCUGGACAACCUCCCCGCAGCCUUCCAGGACGGCUCGGUGGACGGCGGCGCGCGUCCCGGCGGGAGCAGUUUGUCCAUCCGGGAGCGCAGCCCCGGCCGGCACGUGGAGAUCCGCGCCGGCUACAUCGGCACCACCAUCGCCGUGCGCCAGGCCGGCCGCCAGCUCUCCUUCUCCAUCCGCGCCGCCGAGGAGGUGGCCAGGGCCUUCACGGAGGAGCAGGACCUGCAGCUCUGCGUGGGUGGCUGUCCCCGCAGCCAGCGCAUGUCCCGCAGCCCCCGCGGGCGCGGCCGCGUCCCGGCGGAGACGGCGCGGGCGCUCUGCCGGGAGAUGCUGCCCGUGGAGGACGUCUACUUCCAGUCGUGUGUCUUCGACGUGGUCACCUCAGGGGAUGCCAACUUCACCAUGGCAGCGCACGGGGCGCUGGAGGAUGCUCGGCUCUUCCUGCCCGAUGCUGAGAAGCUCCACAUCUUCCAGGCUGGGGGAGGCUGCCGGCUCAGCUCUCCAUCGCUUCUCCUCCUCCUCUUCUUCCUCCCGUGUGGACUUUGGGCUGUUUUGUUGCACUUUUAAGCCCUGCCUGCUCCGUAGGGAACCUGUGAGAGAUGCUGGCUCCACCUUGGAGGUUCCUCACCUUGAAGGAGGUGUCUCAGAGACCCAAGAGAGGCACCCCUGGUUUGCACCCGCCGGUCUCACAUGGAUGGUGCAGCUGCUCCCAGCUCCUCUCCUGAAGGCAGUUCCAGAUUUCUCUGUUCCAUUCUGACAUGUUCCUUUUCCCCUGAGGAUUUGGCAUUGCGGUGCAUCGAAGAAAAAUAAACCCCCAGGGUUAGCAACCCCCUCUGUCCCUCA